Molecule: messenger RNA, 3944 nt
Organism: Gastrolobium bilobum
Lineage: Eukaryota; Viridiplantae; Streptophyta; Magnoliopsida; Fabales; Fabaceae
Product: phospholipase A I-like
Exons: 18
Coding region: 1-3927 (1308 amino acids)
Biological process (GO): fatty acid metabolic process
Cellular component (GO): membrane
Molecular function (GO): protein binding; glycerophospholipase activity
Source: RefSeq, a predicted model, not a curated record
AUGUCUUGGGGCUUGGGGUGGAAGAGGCCCUCCGAGAUCUUCCAUCUAGCUCUCAACUACGGCACCGACGAUCCGCCGGAAACGUUUGACCGCAAGUCAAAGUCGUCGUCGGUGCUCUCGCAGGAGCAGGAGCUUGGUUUUCGCAUUGAAUUGGACUGGUCGGCGUCGGAGGAUGAGGAUCAGGUGGCGCUGAAGCUUCAGUCGCAGCUCAUGGUGGCUCUGCCGAUGCCGCAGGACACCGUCGAGGUGGAACUCAGGCCCGAUGAUGGUGAGGAGAGUGUGGAUUUGGACAUGAAGGUUGUUAAGAGAAGGGAGCCUCUCAGGACUGUCACGUUGACCAAGACUGUAGUCUCCGGGCAACAGAGUGAUGGAACCGGAGUUUUCAUUCGCCUGUUGCGCUCCAAUUUGGCUUCCGCCGCGCCGCCACCGGUUGCUGCUAGCUGCGGUGACCAUUGGAAAAGUGUUUCCGUGCUUAGACUCUGCGGAUGUGGUUUGUCGGUAUUUCCUGUAGAGCUUACUCAAUUGCCUAGUCUUGAAAAACUUUAUCUUGAUAACAACAAACUGACGGUUUUGCCGCCUGAGCUUGGUAAGCUGAGAAACUUAAGAGUGCUCAGAGUUGACAACAACAUGCUUAACUCGGUGCCUGUGGAACUGAGACAGUGUGUUCAAUUGGUGGAAUUGUCAUUGGAACACAACAAGCUUGUUCGGCCUCUCCUUGAUUUCAGGGCUAUGGCUGAACUACUGGUUCUUAGGCUAUUUGGAAAUCCUCUCGAGUUUCUACCUGAAAUUUUGCCCCUCCUCAAACUUCACCACCUUUCUCUUGCAAAUAUCAGGAUCGUGGCAGAUGAAAAUUUGAGAUCAGUGAAUGUACAAAUAGAGAUGGAAAACAGUCCUUUAUUUGGUGCAUCUAGGCAUAAGCUUAGUGCCUUCUUCUCUCUCAUAUUCCGUUUUUCUUCUUGUCAUCACCCUUUACUAGCAUCUGCACUUGCAAAGAUAAUGCAAGACCAAGGAAAUAGAGUGGUUGUUGGUAAAGAUGAGAAUGCAGUGCGGCAGCUUAUAAGCAUGAUAAGUAGUGACGACCGCCAUGUGGUUAAACAAGCCUGCUCUGCUCUUUCAGCUCUUGCCUCUGAUGUUUCUGUCUCACUGCAGCUGAUCAAAGCAGAUAUCAUGCAACCCAUUGGAACAGCUCUGAAAUCUAUGGAUAGGGAAGAGGUAAUAUCUUUAUUGCAUGUUGUGGUGCAGAUGGCUUUUACAUCUGAUACCGUAGCCGAGAAGAUGUUGAACAAGGAUAUUUUGAAAUCAUUGAAAAAUUUAUGUGCCCAUAAAGAUCCAGAGGUACAAAGGCUAGCUCUGUUAGCUGUUGGGAAUUUAGCCUUCUGUCUGGAGAAUCGUCGUAUACUUGUUACUUCUGAAAGUUUGCGAGAACUUCUCUUACGCCUGACUGUUACAACUGAGCCACUUGUUUGUAAAGCUGCAGCUCGUGCUUUGGCAAUUCUUGGAGAAAAUGAAAACCUGCGGCGUGCAAUACGAGGGAGACAAGUGCCAAAGCAAGGACUUCGCAUACUCUCAAUGGAUGGAGGUGGGAUGAAAGGUCUAGCAACUGUGAAAAUGCUAAAGGAAAUUGAAAAGGGAACUGGAAAACGAAUACAUGAAUUGUUUGAUUUAAUAUGCGGCACAUCAACGGGUGGAAUGCUAGCUGUUGAGCUUGGGAUUAAGUUAUUGAAUUUGGAAAAAUGUGAAGAUAUAUACAAAAAUCUUGGGAAGCUUGUUUUUGCUAAGCCUCUGCCGAAAGACAAUGAAGCUGCUACUUGGAGAGAGAAGAUAGAUCAAAUUUAUAAGAGUUCAUCACAGAAUUUUAGAGUUGUUGUUCAUGGAUCAAAACACAGUGCAGAUCAGUUUGAGAGCCUUUUGAAGGAAAUGUGUGCUGAUGAGGAUGGGGAUCUAAUGAUAGAUUCUGCUGUAAAAAAUGUUCCUAAAGUUUUUGUUGUAUCAACCUUGGUGAGUGUCAUGCCAGCACAGCCCUUCAUAUUCCGCAAUUAUCAGUACCCUGCUGGAACACCAGAGGUGGCUCUUGCAACAUCAGAAAGUUCAGGGAUCACUGUAUUAACUUCAUCUACAGCAGGUGCACCAAUUGGCUUUAAGCACAGUGCUUUCAUUGGAAGUUGUAAGCAUCUAGUGUGGCAGGCUAUCAGAGCUUCAUCUGCUGCUCCUUAUUAUCUUGAUGAUUUCUCCGAUGAUAUCAAUCGCUGGCAAGAUGGUGCAAUAGUGGCAAACAAUCCAACAAUUUUUGCCAUAAGAGAAGCUCAACUUCUGUGGCCUGACACGAAAAUUGAUUGCCUGGUUUCAUUAGGGUGUGGUUCCACUCCAACAAGGGUGCGAAAGGGGGGUUGGCGGUAUCUGGAUACAGGGCAGGUGUUGAUUGAGAGUGCAUGCUCUGUUGACCGGGUGGAGGAAGCUUUAAGUACACUGCUACCUAUGCUUCCUGAGAUACAAUAUUUUCGUUUCAAUCCUGUUGAUGAACGUUGUGAUAUGGAACUUGAUGAGACUGAUCCAACUAUCUGGCUGAAGUUGGAAUCUGCAGUUGAUGAAUAUAUUCAAAAGAAUCAUCAGGCAUUUGAAAAUGUUUGUGAGAGAUUGCUUCUGCCUUUCCAGCAUGAAGAGAAGUGGUCAGAGAAUCUAAGAUCUAAAGUAACCAAGACAGAGGGAUCAAAUGAGGAUGCUUGUGGCCCCACUUUAGGGUGGAGGCGUAAUGUACUACUCGUGGAAGCUUUACAUAAUCCCCAUUCUGGAAGAGCAAAGCACCAUGUCCUGGAGCUUGAGUCAUUUUGUGCUCGGACUGGGAUACGAUUGUCUCUCAUGCAGGGUUUGUCUGGGACUGUAAGAACAGUGCCAGCUUCAACAGUCCCGACUCCAUUUGCAUCGCCUCUAUUUACAGGAAGCUUUCCAUCAAGUCCAGAUUUUGGUCAUAGGAUUGGACGAAUUGAUCUGGUUCCACCUUUAAGUUUAGAUGGCCAGUUGGGAAAGAUAAAUGCAUCGCCUCCGGUGUCUCCCCGAGGACAUAGACAGCUUUCUUUGCCUGUCAGAUCAUUGCAUGAAAAAUUGCAGAAUUCACCACAAUUGGGUGUUAUACAUUUGGCCCUUCAAAAUGACUCAGAUGGCUUAAUUGUGAGUUGGCACAAUGAUGUAUUCGUGGUGGCUGAACCUGGUGAGCUUGCUGAGAAAUUUCUGCAAAGUGUUAAAUUCAGCUUAUUGUCAACAAUGAGGAGCCAUCGUAGAAAGGGUGCAUCUGUAAUGGCCAAUAUGUCUACCAUAUCUGAUUUGGUCGCCUUUAAACCUUAUUUCCAAAUUGGAGGCAUUGUCCACCGAUACCUAGGCCGUCAAACCUUAGUUAUGGAAGAUGAUCAAGAAAUUGGCUCCUAUAUGUUCCGUAGGACAGUCCCCUCUAUGCACUUAUCUCAUGAUGAUGUUCGAUGGAUGGUAGGAGCCUGGAGAGACAGGAUCAUUAUAUGCACAGGGAGAUAUGGACCCACUCCAGCUCUUAUUAAGGCCUUUCUAGACUGUGGGGCCAAAGCUGUCGUCUGCCCUUCAAAUGAACCCCCAGAGUCGCAGUUGACUACCUUUGAUGGUACCGGGGAAUUGAAUGUGAUGGAAAAUGGGAAGUUUGAAAUUGGAGAGGAUGAAGAAGCAGAUGAUGAGAUUACUCCUGAUAGUCCAUUAAGUGACUGGGAAGAUAUUGACGCUGAGAAAAAUGGGAACCACACUUUGUCAUUUUGGGAUGAUGACGAUGAAGAGGAAUUGUCUCAAUUUGUCUGUCAGUUGUAUGAUUCAUUGUUUAGGGAGGGUGCUAGUGUCAAUCAUGCUCUGCAGCAUGCUCUUGCUUCACAUCGGAGAUUAGGGUACGUGUGCCAUCUUCCCUGCAAGCAAUAAUGUAUUCACUUUAUCUU